UGUAGGUAUUUGUAAUACUCGUGUGUGGUAGUAGAUGCACCUGGGUAAGUGGACAUACUCGUACAUAGACAUACCUAAGUACAGGUAUAGCUCGCAAAAACAGCAUUUCACUUUUCGCCGACGCGUCCAGCAAAUACAAGUACGCGUAUAAUCCACAGAUGCAGUAUAGUGCCAAGUGCUCGGUGUGUUCAGUGCUCAGCGCUUCAAUGGUCGCGCGCUCGCGCGCGCGUAUUGUGCUCUAAUUUGUCGCUUAAUUUUACUUUCAUUUCGUUUCCGUUCUCAUAUAAGUACUUCGGUGUGAAUUUGUGCGUAUGUGCGUAAUCGUAAACAAAUAAAAUCCAACUCUUCACAUUGCUGUACGCCACCGUCUCCACGUUGAGAAGUCCAUAAAGAUUUGUAAUGGAGAAAAAGCUGAAGCAUUUGAUUCUCGUGUUGUAUUUGCAACAUGAAAUGGACGAGCACAUACGCAGCACAUUCCUAUUUGUCGGAUGACAUAGCGCCCCCUUUGAAGUUGACUGAUUGUGUAACAGUGCCAGCUUUCGCCCCAACGCUAUCUACACCACAGCCCUUCGGAUAUUAUGCAGUUACAAGAAUAAAUCCACUUUUUGUCGAAGACAAAAGCAUCAGCAUCGAUGAUCGUAAUAACAGCUGUAGCACCAAUAAUAACCACAACAACCAUUCCAACACCGAUCGCAGCAAUAUACAUAAAACUGAAAUUAUAUGCAAUGAAACUGGCGGAAAUUACACAUACGGACCCAUCGCAAUCGGCAUCGAUAGAGACAACCACCACAUCGACAUCGAUAUCGACGACGACCACCCUGACACAGAUUCCAUCGACUACCACCCGCAUGAAUAUUCAUUACGUGACGACGCAUUCGCUGUACUGAAACAGAAUUACGAUUUCAUUCGUAGCGUUUUGGUAUCGGUUCGAGUCAAUAAACGCCAUUGUCAAAAUACCCAGCAGAACCAUAAUACAAGUAGAUCAGCCUUUCGGUCUUCGGGAUCCAAGAUCACAUCUUUGCCUCAAUUUGGAACCGGGAUAUCGGAUCGAAAUCCGGAUAGAAGGAGAACUACGUCUCGAGUAACGAAUUUGCAAUCAUUGCGUGAAAAUGAAUGUUGGUUUGCCUCAUCUCCUUCUCAUAGGUUAAAUAAAGUCGGUGAUGUUACUUUGAACAGAGACAGGAAUUUUUACCAUCGUCGCGAUGAACGUAAUUUUCGCUCACACCAUAUUGACGACGAAUUCCACCAGAAUGAUAGGGUAGCAAUACCUUAUGGAAACCAAAACCAUUCGCACGAUUUACCCUCUCGUCAUCAGGUUCCUCGUAACGUUACCAUCAGCAAUGGCGACCAAGAACCCGAAACCCACAUUUCACCAAUUGCAAACUCUCCUCUGGAAAUCGUACUGAGAUGUUUACGUGACAAAAUCGACGAAUGUUUACGAAACUCGGACUCUCCUACGACAUGGCCUUCGUCAUCGGAUGAUCCAGCUAUCACAACAUUGUACCGAGCUUAUCGCCUUAUCAGCGCUUAUCAUCGCAAAUGUCGUCAUAGCUCACGAGUCGAUCAAAACAACCCAACCAUAGACGAGGAUCUGCUAGAGAAAUGUCAAGUGGAUCUUCUACAAUGCUUGGGAAGAGUCUCUUACUACGCUGAUCAAUGCGAAUGUUCUUCGUACUCUUCUUCAUCUGUAUCUGCAGCCAGCACCAGUGGAUUCUCUGAUUUAACACCGACUCCACCUUUUAGCGAUGCUUCCACUUCUGCUUCUGAUUCACCGACUCCUGUUCCAGCUUCGGCUUUAGUGUCCUUGAAUCAGGCUAAAUUCAACUAUACUCGGAUUGUUGGGUUCACCAAUAAACGUCCGAGUAAUCGAUUCAAAAUUAAAAAUGGCGUUUGCUCGGGUGCUCCUCAACAAAGACAUGUGACAUUUGGUCCUUUUCGAGGAACAUCUUCGGGUAAAGAGUGCCUCGAUCGUUUUCAACAUCGUUUUGAGCAAUGCCGAAGAAUUGACAAUGUUCAAACGGAUGAUAAAUCUCUGCAGAAGCCUGCAUCGCAAUUGCGAUCAUCUAGUUACCCCGGUCAUCGAUGCCCAGAUUUCACCCUAGACGUCCAACAAGCGGAAAAAGUUGUCGAAAAAAUAAAAAAUAGAAAAAAGGAAAGAUGUUGGUGCCAAGUUAUUACUUGCUGCGUUGGGUUCGCUUUCCUCGUAUUUUCAGUGAUGUCAUUCAGCAUGGUGUUGAGUAGAGGCGAAAAGCUAUUCGGACCUUUAUGAUUUAUAGAUAUUUGUAUUUUGUACUCGUAAUAGUAUAAUUGAAAUACCGGUAAAUAAACUCUCAAUAAUACUUAAGAGUACUACAUGGUACAUCUACGUUCUGUAAGUAGCAGUGGUGAGGUUGGCACUUAUGUACCUAGCUACCUACCUACCUGCUUACUUAAUAAUGAAACGAAAACAUUUAAUAUGUAAAUAUUUAUGUACAGGAAAGUUCUCUACGUAUAUACAAUGUAAGUAGGCUCUACGUAGAUAUAUAGGUAAGGUAUACGUAGGUUAUAAGAAUGUAUAAUUCGCAUGUGCUUAUUUCGUUCUGUUUCUGUUUAUGUGUAAUUUUGUACAUUGUAUGUACAUAUUCGUGUAGAUGUACGCGCUUCUAUGCGCAAUUAUUUGGCUAGUCGUUGAAUAGUGAUUAAGCAUAUUUUUUAAUUACCUACUAACGGAAUAUGAAUAUAUUAUAAGUAAAUUCAUUCUCUCGGA
Molecule: messenger RNA, 2746 nt
Organism: Planococcus citri (citrus mealybug)
Lineage: Eukaryota; Metazoa; Arthropoda; Insecta; Hemiptera; Pseudococcidae
Exons: 4
Coding region: 446-2269 (607 amino acids)
Source: RefSeq, a predicted model, not a curated record